AUGCCAAGAAAGAAACAUGCCCCCAAGGGUAAAAAAUUAACCCUAACGGCUGCUAAGAACACCAUCAAGAUUACAAUUGAUGGCAGGAAAAGGCUGGAUCUAUCUAAGAGGAGACUUUUAGCCUUUCCUAAAUGCUUGUUGAAUCUCUGUGAUGUGGCAGAGCUGGAUCUUAGUAGAAAUUCAAUAAAGAAAGUGCCUGAAUGGAUAGAGAAAUUUCAGGAUCUUCGCUUAUUAGACCUGCAUAGCAAUCAGAUUGAGAAACUUCCAGAAUCUAUAGGACAGCUUCAAAAUUUACUGUUUCUCAAUGUUAGUAAUAACAAACUCACAGAAAAAGGUCUCCCUGUGGAGUUAAACCAGCUGAAGAAACUUCGUCAACUUAAUCUUGGUCUUAACUCUAUUAAAGUUCUACCAACUACAAUAGGUGCUCUUAAAGAUCUCGAAGAGGUAGGCCUUUUUGACAACAAGCUUACUAAAGUGCCCCCUGGCAUCCUUGAAUUGCCAAAAUUAAAGAAAUUAAACACUGAGAGAAAUCCUAUAUUGCCAACAAAAGAAGAAAUGGAGGCAGAACAACAUGAGGCCAUCCAACGUACUCAAAGUUUUCAUCUUGUGAGCGAGAAAGAUUUGUGCAGUUCUUGUGUCAACAUGUGUCAAGCCGAAAGGAGCAAGCUGAAUAAAUGGAAGAAUAUUGACAACCCGUUAGUGAAAAAAAAGAAACCUCGCUUCACUGACCCGGUGACCCCAAACUCAACAGGCAAAAAAAGCUAA
Staurois parvus is the source of this 765-nucleotide messenger RNA. The record is from the annotation of a GenBank genome assembly. Lineage: Eukaryota; Metazoa; Chordata; Amphibia; Anura; Ranidae.